Dissoconium aciculare CBS 342.82 is the source of this 1743-nucleotide messenger RNA. RefSeq lists its product as uncharacterized. The transcript has a single exon. Lineage: Eukaryota; Fungi; Ascomycota; Dothideomycetes; Mycosphaerellales; Dissoconiaceae. Bases 1 to 1743 code for a protein of 580 amino acids. The record is from RefSeq and is a predicted model, not a curated record.
AUGGCGGACGCAUCUCUCCUUGUCGAUUGCCAGCGCGACUUCGCGCAUAUCAAUGAUGCCAUUAUCCAGGUCGCAACGGCCUUCGAGACGACAUACUUUGUCGGGCGAGACGUCUUCUAUGAACCGACACAGACACCGCCCUUUCAAUCAGACACGUUCGCCUCCUUUCAACAUGCUGCUCAGAUUGCUCUGCCAGAUUCCGAGAUCAACCUCAUAUGUACAGCUAAGAUCACCAGCGCGACCUUCUGGGCCUUUGUCUCGGAGAAGCUUGAGCUGGACGAGCAAAUUCGACCGGUCAAGGAUCAGCUUGUCUUGAAGUUCUCGCAAGUCAAAUUACUUCGUGCAUUCAAUAUCCCUCGAUAUCGUAGCACGAAACUUCGAUUGUCAUAUCAAAAGAGUCCGCAAGGAUUUGAGUCGAUCGCUUUCGCGUGUAAUCUCCACGCACUAUCGUUCAAAGCCUAUGAGCCUCUCCAGAGAAUCGUCGAGACCGAGCGACUGCUGAGGGAUGUCUACGCAAGGCGAAGCGAGUCGCAGCAGUCCUGCUUUCGAAAUGGUUUCUUUCGUCUGUAUCAAUGGGCUGAUAGCUGCGGUCUGGUCUCUGAUACGCUCCACAUGCUGACAGCGGAAUGCCUUUUUGUCCUGUACGCUACUGGACUUGAAGAGACCUCGCCGUUGCACGGUAUUACCGAAAAUGAUGAGAAUUGCGACGAGAGUGUUCCAGAAUUAGAUUAUCUGCGGCAGGUUUUCGCCAAAGGCUCAUUCCAUGACUUCUUCACAGAGGAUCCCGAAGUCCUCGAUCGCUUCACCAUGACCGUCUCACCGCCCUAUAGUCGCCAUAAUUUUGCGGCAAAUCUCUCACCGGAGGCCAUACGAUCCUUCAAGUCUGCCAUAGACCACGUCAGUCGGCUGUUGUGGCUCGAGGAUACUUUCACAUUGAUCGACAGUCCCAAGGCGGGCCUCCAACUCUUUCUAGAGAAUUCCCAGCAGCUGGUCCGUUUCACAGCACGAUGUUGGGACGUAAAACUCCACGCCUUAUUCCUCGAGUAUCUUCCGGUCGUCUUGCUGCAAUUUCAAUCACGAUUUAGAGCGCGUCAGAAAGGCGUUCAUGAGGCUCGUCUGUGGCCCAGUCCGCUUCCAACAGGGACAGAUGGUUCCGAUGGGGAUAGCGUGUAUCUGUUUGAUAUCUAUCAUACGAGCGAAGAUAUCAAAUCUGACAACAACAGCAACGCUAGUGGUCACGAUGUUGCGGAGUUGCUCUCCUGCCUAGAAGAAAUCUGCGAUGGUCUCGACUACAACCGCGAAAUCAUGUACAUGGAGCUCUCCCUAGCAUCAGUCUCUGAAAUCCAAACCAACCUCACUACAGCACAGCAAAGUCAACCUUCUCCAUCAUCCUUCACUAAGCUAUCCAUUCAAGAUCAAGCCGGACCCGUUCUUUCCUCGUCGACACCUCCCUCCUCAUCACCCUCUUCCAAGAAAUUCCGCCCUUUCUCCUCCGCACUCUCCCGCCUUCGCUGGGACCCGCAACAUCGCGGGAUUGUCUACGAAGUUGGAUACAUCGACCGAUUCCCAACCGCGUCCGCUGACACCGAUGGGUUGCUCUGGAAGCCACUUGACACAUGGCAGAAACAUACCGAGGAGGAAGAUUUUGUCCCGGAGCAUCGAGUGCGGAAGAUCCGUAAAGUCGGAGAUGGAGAGGCGAAGACGGUGGUCUGGGAUCGGGAGCGGAGGAUUGAUGGAACUUGA